AUGGAUAAUGGAGAUAAGUAUGAGCUACCGAAGCAAAUUAUUCAAUCACAACGGUCUCAUGCUCUUGUUGAUUACAAGAAGUAUUGUGAUGAAACUGGAUUCGAAAGUCUAGGAAAGAGCAAAUUGUACGAUAUAAUCGAUAACAUUAAACCAGCACAACAACGAACGGUGGCUGGACUUGAUGAGUUCGUUGUCGAAGGCAUUGAAGCGUGGCGGUCUCUCUCGAAUAUUGUCGACACAAUGCCGAUUCCUCAAGCUGAUCGAAAACGUUUGUUUAAACAGGUCGAUGUGGCAGAGCAAUAUCAAAAGAUCAGGCACAGUGGUCACUGUUCCGACGAUGCGGAUUGUAUCACUCAUUGCACUACAUUUGGUCUUUCUGAUCCUAAAUGUACUUAA
Rotaria sp. Silwood2 is the source of this 396-nucleotide messenger RNA. The record is from the annotation of a GenBank genome assembly. Lineage: Eukaryota; Metazoa; Rotifera; Eurotatoria; Philodinida; Philodinidae.